Messenger RNA from Drosophila simulans, 934 nucleotides. RefSeq lists its product as uncharacterized. The transcript is spliced from 3 exons. The coding region runs from base 52 to 882 and encodes 276 amino acids. Lineage: Eukaryota; Metazoa; Arthropoda; Insecta; Diptera; Drosophilidae. The record is from RefSeq and is a predicted model, not a curated record.
AGAAGAGACUGUCAGAAGUUCGGAAUCGGUACAGAAGCUCACAUCGCCAGUAUGAAUCCCGGCCAGCUGUUAGUUUUUGCCAUUUUUGCCACUGCAAUUUCCCUUUCGAUGGGUUUUCCCCAGGACGAUCUAAUUAAGCCGAGUAGUGACGAAUCGGACGUGAGUGGCAUUGGCUUCGUGACGCUCGACGGAACCGCCAGCGAAGAGAGUGACGAAAGCGACCAAGGCAAUGCGUCCGAUGAUUUGAUAUUUUUGAGUCGCCAAAAACCAAAUCCGACCAACAAUUCCGUCGAUUUGAGCGCCUUUGUGGCGCUGAUUCCCCUGCAAGAAGUCCAGUCCAUUGCCGCCCACUAUUAUCACCACGAUGCGGAGUUUCAAAGGGCCUAUGCCUUCCUCGCCAGCAGCGAUUUCGCGGACAUUAAGCGGAAAAUACUUCAGCUGCCGGAAGUGCUGGAGUUCACCAACUAUCUGGGUGCCAAUGGUCUAGAUGUGGUCAAGGUGAUGCAUUCGGUGGCAGGGGUGUUCAAACCGUCCAUUCUGAGCGCCGCAGCGGUCAACGAGCCAACCAAAGCCACAACCACCGAAGAUGGCAGCUCCGCCGCUGGAGAAGCGCAGACUGGCCUCCAUGGAAUGGUUGAGAGGGUCCUGGAAAUUCUGCCGCAGGACCAACUGUACGCCCUAUUCUUCGACGAGUUUGAGAGCAACAAACAGUUCGCAGCAUUUGUCGACAGCAUUAGCAGUCCAAAGUUUGCCAAGAUUUUGAGCGGUUUGCAGAACUCAAUGCCGCUGCGAAAUCUGCUAUUCGUCUUGCACAACAACAGUAUCUAUGUGGAGCGGAUUGUGGAGUCCGUAAAAUCGUAUCUAUCCAUCUCCAGUUUUUAGUUUGCCUAAGUCUUAAAUGUGGCAAAUAAACUGUAUGAAUUAGACAAACCAA